Messenger RNA from Rosa chinensis, 2712 nucleotides. RefSeq names its product zinc finger CCCH domain-containing protein 24. The transcript is spliced from 14 exons. Bases 55 to 2544 code for a protein of 829 amino acids. Gene Ontology annotation, biological process: RNA processing. Gene Ontology annotation, molecular function: RNA methyltransferase activity; RNA binding; metal ion binding. NCBI's taxonomy places the organism in Eukaryota, Viridiplantae, Streptophyta, Magnoliopsida, Rosales, Rosaceae. The record is from RefSeq and is a predicted model, not a curated record.
GCAAACUCGAUACCUAAACUCGAACUGUGAGAACUAGUACUGUACUUUUUCACAAUGGCUUCAACUGACCACCCCUCUGUAACUGAAAUCCAAAACCCUCAAUCUCCAAUCAACGGUCACGAUUCCACCGAUCAACCGCAGGACCCGGAAACCCAGCCGCCGCAAGACGACGCCGUUUCGGGAGACAAGCGGAAGCGGGACGAGGAAGGCGGCGAUAAGAAGCCGGACGCCGCCGGGCAACACCCUAUGUGGAAGACGAGCCUCUGCUCCUUCUUCCGCCGCCAGGACGCGUCCUGUAGCCACGGCAGCGGGUGCCGCUAUGCCCACAGUGAAGCGGAGCUCCGGCCCCGACCCGAUAACACUUGGGACCCGACCUCGGAGCGGGUCAAGAAGGCGGCGAAGAAGUCGGGGGAGGAGGAGGAAUGCGCGGGCAUUGAUGAGGUCAUGAUGACGGAGGCGCUGGAUUAUGAUGAGGACGGUGAGGGAGAAGGCGGGGAUGGGCUCGGGUCGGAUCUUGCUCUGAGUAAAUGCCUGGUCCAUUUGCCCAGGAACUGGAAGUCCGAUAAAUUGAAGGACUUCCUUAGUGACCAGGGUAUUCAAUAUAAAUCGGCGAAGAAGAAGAAAGGCAUGGCACUGGGUUUUAUGAGUUUUGAAAGUGCAGAACAACUAGAAACGGCGGUCAAGGCAUUGGAUGGAAUAUCAAUUGGAAACAACAAUAUAAAGGUAGCAGAUGUUCUUCCCCGAUCAUUUGAAAAGAAAACUAAAUCAGCAUUGGGUUUACCAUUGAUUGGGGAGAAUGCAGAAGACUCUUUGGUUGCAAAUGGGGUUGAGGAUGGUGAUGAGACGAAGGGACGAAGUGCCCGUGCUGUAGUGACUCCCCUUGCUCAUUUGCCUUAUACUGAUCAGUUGGAGCAAAAAAAGAGAUCUGUUAUGCAGAUUCUCAAAAAACUUACCCAAAGUGCUCGCAAAGCUUGUCCUAAUGGUGUUCCACUUCCAGAAUGGAUUUUAAAGUCUAGGGAAAUAGGUGGUCUUCCCUGCAUUUUAGAGGGUAUACUAGCAUCCCCAGUUGUACGUGGAUAUCGUAACAAGUGCGAGUUUUCGGUUGGGCAUUCUCUACAGGGCAAAGUAACUGUGGGGUUUACACUUGGAAACUUUAGGGAGGGUGUUACAGCAAUUGAAGAACCUUUAGACUGCCCAAAUGUAUCUCCAAUUUCUUGCAAAUAUGCUUCUAUCUUUCAGGAAUUUUUGCAACAAUCAAGUUUACCAGUUUGGAGCAGAUUUAAGAAUACUGGUUUCUGGCGUCAAUUGACGGUUCGAGAAGGGAGAUCAGGCAUGGUCUCUGAUGCUGAAAAUUGUGAGCCAAACAUUUCAGAGGUCAUGCUUAUGGUUCAGGUUUCAACUGCGGGAUUUGAUGAUUCACUUAUAACCACUGAGUUUGAGAGGCUAGCACAAGCUUUUUCUGCAGGUGCCACUGCAAAUUCUCCAUCUUUACCUCUAACAGUUUUAGUAAUUCAGGAUCACCAAGGAAUAUCAAACGUAGCACCAGCUGAUGCUCCAUUACGCUCAUUAUGUAUUUCUAAAGCCGAGAAUGGUUCUGAAAUCCAGGCCACCAACAAUGUGGCGGAACCAAAAAUCCAUGACUAUAUAAACAAUCUUCGCUUCUGUAUAUCACCGACAGCAUUUUUCCAGGUUAAUACCCUCGCUGCUGAGAAGUUAUACUCGCUCGCAGGGGAUUGGGCUCAGUUGGGUCCUGAAACCUUGCUAUUUGACGUAUGUUGUGGGACUGGAACAAUUGGGCUGACUUUAGCACACCGUGUUGGUAUGGUUGUUGGCAUUGAAAUGAAUGCUUCUGCAGUGUUAGAUGCUCAGAGGAAUGCUGAAAUUAAUGGCAUAAAGAACUGUAGAUUUGUGUGUUCAAAGGCAGAGAAUGUGAUGCGGUCUUUAUUGGAAGAGUACCUUACUGCACCUGAGAAACAAGACAGUGAUGCCAUUGAAGGUAGUGACAAAGCAAUAGUUACUGAUGACGAGAAAAUAGUUGUCACUGAUGAAGAAAAAGUAGUAAAGGUUGAAAAACCCAACCCUCAAGAGAGUUUCAGCCAUGAGGCUGAAAAUGGUAAAAGUGCAUGUGAAGGUUUAGAUAAUAGCAAGCAGGACCUUCAGAAAAGUUGCACUUCUCAAAAUAGGAAAAGUCCGAUUCAGUGUUUCAAGAAUGUGGUAGCUAUUGUUGAUCCUCCACGCAAUGGACUGCAUCCCACAGUGAUCAAAGCUCUGAGAACUCAUCCUGGACUACGGAGGCUUGUCUACAUCUCCUGCAAUCCUGAAAGCCUAGUGGCAAAUGCCAUCGAGCUUUGCACACCUUCCCCUGAUGAAAUUGAAAAGAACAAGAACAACCGAGCAUGGAGAAAAAUGAGCAGUGCCGGUCUGGCACGGCACAGGGCAAAGUCUAUGCCCGCUUCAGAGCCUUUUCAACCUGUAAAAGCAAUGGCGGUUGACAUUUUUCCACAUACUGUACACUGCGAAUUGGUAAUGCUGCUUGAGAGGUAGAUGGACUCAAGGGAAUCUAGGAAAUGUUGUAACAUGCUUGUAGCUGGAGUCCACUGAUCCAAGUGAAGUCAGCCAGAUAAUUUAUUUAGUUUUACCAACAAAAUUUUUGGCAGUAAAUUAAAUCUAGCAUUUACAAUUAUUAUUACUAGUUUUAAAAGAGAUUUACCA